AUGUCGAAAGGAAAGAUCCUGAUUAUUCUCUCUGGAGCAGACUCCUUCGCCGUCGAAAAGCCUGAUGGUAACGUCUCGGAGGAGAAAACGGGGUUCUUCCUCACCGAGUUGGCUACGCCGCUCGAGAAGAUCCUCGAUGCCGGGUACGACGUCGUAUUCGCAUCCCCUCACGGCAACAAACCAAGUAUCGACCCCCUCUCCGAGAGUAUCCUAGUCUACAUGGGGAAUUAUUGGAGGAAGAAGAAAGAGGAAGAGUUGAUCGAGAGGAUGAGGGUGGAGAAAUCCCUCUACGCUCCUAGAGCCUUUAGUGAAAUAGGCGAUGACGAGCUGAGAGGGUUCAAGGGUGUUUUCAUCCCUGGCGGACAUGCACCACUUACCGAUCUCGGUGCUGACCCCGAGCUGGGUCGUAUUCUCCUUCACUUCUACCGGAAUGGCAAACCUACCGCCGCGGUCUGCCACGGCCCUUACGCCCUCCUCUCCACACGCGUCGCCCCCAACUCCACCGGCUUCGCCUACAAAGGGUACAAACUCACCUCCUGGUCCGACGCCUCCGAAAGCCUCGUCGAAAAACUCAAAGGCGGGCACAUCGAGAAAGUCGAGUCCGCGCUCCGCGACGCCGGCGCGGACAUGCAGACGCAGACGAGCAAGAAUCUUGGGAGUGUGACGGUGGAUAGGGAGGUGGUGAGUGGCGCGAAUCCGCUGGCUGUGGCGGAGCUUGGGGAGAAGUUUGUGGAGAUGUUGGCGCAGAAGCAGGGGGAGGAGCAGAUUGAGAGUUUGGAGAGGAGGAAUAGGUUCCCGGUGCAGGUUAAUUAA
Messenger RNA from Coprinopsis cinerea okayama7#130, 813 nucleotides. Its product is annotated as ThiJ/PfpI family protein. The transcript is spliced from 3 exons. Bases 1 to 813 code for a protein of 270 amino acids. The record is from RefSeq and is a predicted model, not a curated record. Lineage: Eukaryota; Fungi; Basidiomycota; Agaricomycetes; Agaricales; Psathyrellaceae.